AUAACAACGCGUAACUGGUUAACAAAUUUGUGAUUUAUAAGUUUUAUACAUUAAACUUAAGACUUAUACCUUAUAUUUUUCUCUCUUUUAAGGUUAAUUAAUUAACAGUUUUGUUAAUAUAUAACAAUAUAUGCAUUAAAUAUGAGUGUUGAUAAGUCUUUUUUAUUACAAAAGCAAGUAAAAGAUAAUUCAGAAGAUUUAAAAAGAGAAUUUCUUAAUUUGAAAACUUGGGAAGAAGAAAUGAAACGUAAAGAGAAGGAACUUCUUGAUAAAAGCAAUGAUCAAGUUUUACCACCAAUAAGAAGUAAAAAGAAAAAGGUAAUGCAAAAGCCUCCUGUGAAAGAAAAAUGUAACGAAAAUACAAAGCGAAUUAAGUCAAGUGAUUAUUCCUCUUGGGAUAAAUUCGACGUGGAAAAAGCUUGCAAAGAAAUAGAUAAAACAGAUUCAUCAGAUGAAUCCGGAGAGGAAUUGAAUGAAGAUGAAUUAAAAAAGCGGCAUGAUAUAGCAACAGAGCAUAAACAAAAGGGCAAUAUACUCGUACAACAACAAAAAUGGGACAGUGCCAUUGCGUGUUAUUCUGAGGCAAUAAAAGUUUUUCCAUACGAUGCUGUCUUCUAUGCCAAUCGUGCUCUUUGUCAUUUAAAAAAGGAUAGCUUAUACUCUGCAGAAGCUGAUUGUACUACAGCGAUUCAGUUGGAUUCACAGUAUGUGAAAGCUUAUCACAGAAGAGCACUAUCAAGACUAGAAUUAAAACAAUAUAAAGAAGCAAAAGAAGAUUUAGAAAAAAUAUUGCAGUUAGAGCCAUCUAAUAAGGAAGCACAAGCCAAACUUGCUCAAGUCAAUAAAAAAUUGGAGCCUAAGUCAAUUAUCAUAUCUGAAGAAAAGACGUCGAAGGAGACAUCAUUAGAAAAAACGAUUGGUGAAAAAAUUUGCAAUUCUAAUAAAAAUAUUAACAAGGAAAUAAAUAAUAAGAAAACAGAACAAGAUGUUGUAAAUAAAACAAUAAAAAACAAGACAAAAUAUAUGCAAAUUCCUGACUGGUUACCGGAGAAAGAUAAUGUCGAAAUCAUAGAGCCUAUUAUUAAACCACCUCAUUUGCGUUCAAAAAAGCCAAUGAAACGUAUUGUAGUACAAGACGCAGAAUUUGAAAUUGCGACAUGUAAAAAAGAAGUUCCACUAAAUGAGACAGAUAAAAUUCAAAAAGCUGAAUCAUUUAAUAUGGUUGAUGAUAAAGUUGUUGCAAAGAACAACGUUUUAAUUAAGUCUUGCGAAGUUAAACAAAAUGUACCCGUAGAACUAAAAAUUCCAAAAACAGCUGUACAAUUUAUUAUAGAUUGGCGGAGAAAUAAAUCAUCGGAAUAUCGCUAUCGUUACCUAAAACAAUUACCUUCGAACAGUUUGCCACAACUAUUUCAAGAUUCUAUGGAGUCGGAUAUUUUCAGUGAGAUUUUAGACAUUCUUAGAACUGAAUUCAUACCACGAAAAAAUUCGGUAUAUCAGUAUUUGGAAUGUUUAAGUCAAAUAAAAAGAUUUCGAGCACUUGUUAUGUUUAUUAAUAAUGCGGAGAAAGAGGGUAUAAAAACUCUUAUCGAGUAUACUAAAAAUACUGAUAAUAUAUCGGAAGAAAAACUAGAAAAAUUAUAUGAAGUAUACGAAAUUUGAUACGAAACAAAAUUUUAGGAGCAGCGGGUCUUGCGCUACUAGGUCUGGCAGUAGGUGGACGUAAAAAUGUUCUUGAUUUAGAUGUACUAG
Messenger RNA from Polistes dominula (European paper wasp), 1752 nucleotides. It is a transcript of the gene spag, whose product is annotated as RNA polymerase II-associated protein spaghetti. Gene Ontology annotation, molecular function: protein binding. Gene Ontology annotation, cellular component: protein folding chaperone complex. The record is from RefSeq and is a predicted model, not a curated record. Lineage: Eukaryota; Metazoa; Arthropoda; Insecta; Hymenoptera; Vespidae.